Molecule: messenger RNA, 2293 nt
Organism: Python bivittatus (Burmese python)
Lineage: Eukaryota; Metazoa; Chordata; Lepidosauria; Squamata; Pythonidae
Gene: HEPACAM2
Product: HEPACAM family member 2
Biological process (GO): centrosome cycle
Cellular component (GO): centrosome; midbody; spindle
Source: RefSeq, a predicted model, not a curated record
GUCUUUUGUACACACAUAGUCAAAUCACCUCAAGCAAGGCAAGGUAGAGACAGAUAACUCACACCUGAUUUCCCUAACAAAUAAACCCCACAGCUGCUGGACCAAGGCUCUGCCUGUGCACUGGAAAGAAGAUGGCCUUUGCACAAGACGGGCUACCUUUUAACACCAUGUUUCAUGGCUUGCAGUACAAAAUCUAUGUGCACUAUCUGCUUUUAGGUAUUUCUUCUGCACUAAAGGUGACAAUUCCCUCAUACAUGGUCAAUGGCAUUGAAGGACAGCCACUCAGACUUGCAGUUGAUUAUAAUUUUAACAUUACAGUUUCUGACAUCCAGAUAAUAUGGUUGUUUGAAAAGCCGCCAACAAACCCCAAAUAUCUGCUGAUUUCUGUCAAUCAAUCAGUUGUUCCAGACUUAGAAUAUAGGCACAAAUUUACACUUUCACCUCCAAAUGCAUCUUUGCUAAUAAACAAUUUACAAAGAAGUGAUGAAGGCAAUUAUAUUGUCAAAAUCAAUAUCCAUGGCAAUGGGACAAAAUCAGCAGGUGAAAAGAUCCAGGUUACUGUUGAUGCACCUGUCACCAAGCCUGUCAUAUACAUUGAACCCUCAUUUGGAGUUGUAGAAAAAAAGGGAAACAUCACUUUGAAAUGUACAGUGGAAAAAGGCACAAGGGUUGUUUACCGGUGGAUGAAAAAUGGAAAUCUUAUUGAAGACAGCAGCAAUAGCUCCAUGUCUAUAAACAAAGAUACACUUUCCAUUGCCCCUGUUCUUAAAGAAGCUAUUGGGAAUUACAGCUGUUUAGCAGCCAAUCCUGUCAGUGCCAUGAUGAGUGACAUGAUCAUGCCAACAAUAUAUUAUGGACCCUAUGGACUUUCCAUAAAUACUGCCAAAGGCCAGAAAUUAGGAAGAGUGUUUACCCUUGAUAAAGGUGAUGCUGUUCAGCUGUAUUGCUCAGCAGAUUCCAAUCCACCAAAUAUUUAUUCAUGGAUCCGGAGGGCAAACAACUCCAUACAUCCAAUACAAUAUGGAAGAUCUCUAGAAGUUGCAUCUGAGAAGGUAACACAGAAAACAGAAGAAUACACAUGUAUUGCUUACAACAACAUGACUGAAAACCAUGUUGAAACCCAUGUUCUGGUGAUAGUAAUACCAAAAGGACUGGAUCAGCUGGCUCAGAAAGGGAACUAUGUGUCAGCUCUAGCAAUAAUAACUGGAAUUUCCUUAUUUUUGAUAGUAUCAAUAUGCAUUUUAAUAUUAUGGAAACGAUUUCAGCCACAUAAAGUUAUACAGCAGAAAUUGAAGACCAGGCCUGAAGCAGAUUACCGAAAAGCACAAAGCAUUUCAGGACAUGAAAAUGCAGUGGAUGAUUUUGGAAUAUAUGAAUUUGUUGCAUUUCCAGAUUCUGCAGGAAUAUCAAGGGUAUCAAGUCGGUCUGUUUCUGGCUCUGAUGUUCGGCAAGGUCAGGAUUUUAAUGGCACAGUUUAUGAAGUUGUUCGACAUAUUCCUGAACAAAAUCAGGAACAUCAAGAUGGUACAUGAAAAGAAACCUGGAAGCAAAACUAUUACAACUGUUUCCAAAAGUAGAACCAACCACUGCCAGCAGGGAAAACCUCAAGUUCUCACCUAUAAUAAAAAUGCCACCUCAAAUUUAAGAAGCAAAACAUUUUCUCAUGGCUACAUUUCUAAUGGAAAUAGCUUAUGAUUACUGGUUAGAAUGUAAAAGUUACCACUCUAAAAGCUAGAGCCAAAUGUUGAAGCAUUAUAUGUUGUCCCAUUUUUUUAUUCUGGAAUUUGGGAUUAUUGCCCAUCUUUGCCUAAAGAGUUGGCAAUGUUGUUAUUUGUUUAAUGCAAUGAAUGCGCUUUAAUAUUUUACAUCAGCCUACACUGCCUAAAAAGGAAAAACAGCAGUAUGCUAGCAAUGUACUAAAUGCAGUAAUUUUUUGUUAAUGAAUAUCUGCUUUUUUUCUAACACCAGCACAAACUAAGGGUAUAUCAGCAACUGAAAUAAUGUCCAGCACUCCAGCUGAUACACUUCACACUGUAAAUAAUAUACUUUUCUAUAUGUAGGCAUUCAAUGCAUGGAUUAUGAAAUACAGUACUUGCAGCAGUGACUAGUCUGAGGGGGAGAAGUUAAGAUCAUCAUUCUCUAACUUCCCUCAAUUCCAGCUACCUAAAAUUCUAAUCAGUGGGGGGGGGGGCAGGGGAGGAGGGGAUUGUUUUUAAUUGUUUUAAUAAUCUCAAGUCUGAGUUCCAAACAUCUGAUUGGCUUUUAUUCAUUUGUUUACUUUGAAACACUCAAC